GUGAGACUGUGUUCCUCCAGCAGCAUGGAUUACGCGCGGACCACCGUGGCCCCGCCGGCACCGCCGGUGCCGCCGCACAAGCCCACCCCGGCCCGGCCGGGCCAGCAGGAGCGCCUGCUCAAGUGCGUCCUGCUCGGAGACGGAGCGGUGGGGAAAACCAGCCUGGUGGUCAGCUACACAACCAAUGGAUACCCGACCAAAUACGUCCCCACUGCCUUUGACGACUUUUCGGCUGUGGUUCAGGUGGACGGGAGCCCAGUGAGAUUACAGCUGUGUGACACUGCAGGACAGGAUGAGUUUGACAAACUCCGCCACUUCUGCUACAGUCGCACGGACGCCCUGCUGCUCUGCUUCAGCGUGGUCAGCCCCGCCUCCUUCCAGAACGUGUGGGAGAAGUGGGUCCCGGAAAUCCGCCGCCGCUGCCCCCUCACGCCCGUCCUGCUCGUCGGCACUCAGUGCGACCUGCGGCAGGACGUCAAGGUGCUGAUCGAGCUGUCCAGGCGGCGGGAGAGGCCCGUGCUGGAGGAGGACGCCAGGUCGCUGGCGGAAAAGAUCGGGGCGGUCACGUACAUCGAGUGCUCGGCGCUGACGCAAAAGAAUCUGAAGGAUGUGUUCGACGUGGCCAUCUCCGUGGGGCUGCGGCAGUCCGACAGGAGGGCGCGGCGCGAGAGGAAGGUCCGCAGCACGGCUGAUAAGAUGAAGAUGCUGUCCAAGUCCUGGUGGAAAAAGUAUGUGUGCGUCCAGUAGGAGGGGAAGAGAUGGACUCCGAGACCGAGACGGGAACUGCUGAUUCAUGGUGGAGGGACUGAACUGGAUGUAAAGACUUAUUUUUACGUUUGCAAGGAUGACCUCAGAAGAGCAGGUCUGAAUGACUUUAUUUCACCAGAACUACAUCUCAACAGAGGCGGCGUGUGUCUCUCUGAGCCGUGCAGGGGCUGUGGCUCAGGGACGGCUUCAGUUUGACCAGAAAAGGCCCCGUGUUGGUGUUGAAUAAACAGAGAGCAUAAGACUGCGACCACUGUGUGCUCCUAAAUAUGACCGCGACCAGCAUUCAACCAAAAAUAAUGGUGCCAAUGAAGUGUUAUGGCCCGUGGACUUGCGUAUCAUAUCUGUCCUGUGGGAAAUGUGAGCUGACUUGGAGGAGAGAUGUUAGGCAGCGAUGCUAUGUACUUCAAGUAUAUUCCUCCUUUUCAUCCAAUUUGGUUUUCUUUUAUGCAAAUAGCAUAAUUUUACUUGUUCAACACUGUUAGCCAGACCCAAGACCUGUCAUAGAUCUAUUACUGAUCUCACAAAACAUAA
This is a messenger RNA of Cololabis saira (Pacific saury), 1299 nucleotides long. It is a transcript of the gene rhoub, whose product is annotated as ras homolog family member Ub. Gene Ontology annotation, biological process: small GTPase-mediated signal transduction. The record is from RefSeq and is a predicted model, not a curated record. Gene Ontology annotation, molecular function: GTP binding; GTPase activity. Bases 25 to 747 code for a protein of 240 amino acids. The transcript has 3 exons. Lineage: Eukaryota; Metazoa; Chordata; Actinopteri; Beloniformes; Belonidae.